Mercenaria mercenaria is the source of this 2665-nucleotide messenger RNA. RefSeq lists its product as uncharacterized. The transcript has 5 exons. The coding region runs from base 622 to 1410 and encodes 262 amino acids. NCBI's taxonomy places the organism in Eukaryota, Metazoa, Mollusca, Bivalvia, Venerida, Veneridae. The record is from RefSeq and is a predicted model, not a curated record.
CUAUAAUGUUUUAUUGACAUAGACGAAAAACAUAAACUGGGGCAUACCAUUCUAUUUACCGAUAUAGGAUGUUUGAUGUGUUUUUGGAAUUUAAUUCAGUUUCGUGCUUAAGAUUAAUUAAUUUGAACAAGAAAUGUAAAAUUUAUACAAACCGAAACAUUAUCUCUUCUGGACUUCAAAACACAUUGAAAGGUUUAAGUUACACAGAGAUAAUUAUAACUCCAUUUGUAUGCAUUAUCGAAAUGUUUUCAAAUCUGAAAUUGAAUUGUAUCUUGUCAAACAGAUCUCUACUCGGACUUUUAUUCAAGAGAAACGAAAUUAAACAUUUAUUUAGUUAAUUCAGUUGUGGUAAUAUUUCUCGUAUGCAGGGAAUGCUGUGAACAAACUUGCAAAGAAUUAAUUAUUUCAGUGGCUAGGAUACAUAUGACAGCUCGGAAUUCCGUACUAGUGAGCAUAGGGUGUCUUUGAGUACUGUUAUGAACUUAGAUUGAAUUCAAAAUACUUUCUUUAAUCUCAUCAUGAAAUUUCUGCUAGUAAAAUGAUCGAAUUUAUUCGUGGCGUUAAUUGAAACUGAAUAAACAUGUUGACAACUGAAAGUUGAUUUGAAUAAAAACGGGAAAUAUGAGUUUGGAUUUUCAUUUACCGCCGAUUCAGAUACCCCCUGUGCAGCCCCCUGUUGUUCUUACUGAUCCUUAUAGAGGCAGUCACGUGUUGAGAUGGAACAAGUCUCGGGGACAGCCGGACAGCAGCCGGCUGACACAGACUAUGACCCGGGAGUCGUCAUUUAAUCUUUCGAUUGACGAUGACGAUAUGAAUUCAACAUGUACACCGUACCGUUUACCCAGACUGUCACCGAGAUUGGGGGACCAGUCACCAAAUUCUGAUACAGACAACUCGCACGAUGAUUCAAAAUCAAAUGAUAAAGUUUGGAGCCGCUAUGGCUAUGAGAAAAUUAUAAGAAUCCCCGAAUUAAGUCCACAGAUUCGAAUGUUGGUACCACCACCGAAGUCGUACGCCAGUCCAAGUCCAUAUCAAACUCCAGCCCCUAGGUUUAAGAAUGCUGCAAUAACUCCAACAGCCCGGUCCGUGCCAUGGCACCUCGGCCGGGAUAUAGACGAUUCACAUUUACAACUAUAUCAAAGCAAUCAUUCACGUGUUCAUGAUGAGGAUUAUUCGUCACGUCAAACUAGGUUAGAACCAACGCCAACACCAAUAUCCAGGAGUGAAUCCCCCGCCAAAUCUGUGAAAAGUAUACACUGGAUUUUGGGACACAAUCGCUACCAUACGUUUGAUAAAAAGGGUCGAAGUCACAUUCAGGGUCCAUAUUCAAGAGAGUUCAAUGUGACGUGUAUGCCGCCAAAUAACUGGCUCAAAAUGAAGUGGGGACGUUCAAAGACUAUUAUCCACUAGGUUAAGACUUAACAAAUUAGCAGCGAUGAUUUAGAAUAUUAAAUAAUGUAGAAAAUUGUGCUGGUCGAUUAGUGCCAAAUAUAACCAGUUAAAAAACCUCGCUUUGUCUAUGUUUAAGUAUUUAUUUUAUUUGUUAAAAUUAAUUCAAAGUUAUCCAAGACAAAGCAGUCAUUGUAAGUUGUAACCAAUUUCGACUUCGAAUGAAGGCAACAUAAUUAUGUAUCUUUAAGUGCAAUUCAGUGUAAGGUUUUCGAAAACGGAAAAGAAGUGAAUAUAUUGUUCAAAUGCUCUUAAAAAUUGAAAAUUCAAACAGGAUAUUUGUGUAGUAUAAGAGGGAACGAACUAUUAAAGAUACAUUUUUAGUUAUCAAAAUACAUUUCAUAUAAGGUGAUGGAGAUCUUCGCAAAGAAAAAAUUCAUCUCGACAUACUAAUACAAAGAACUCUAUUAAAAUAAUAGUGUUUAGUGUCGUGUAUUUUAAAGGCUGGGUACAUGUAGUCACUUUGACUAGGUGUAUAAGGUGUAUCAACACAUUUUUUUUUGUGAAUGUCAACCGCAACACCUUAGAUGAUAACGUUAAUUACAUAGUGUAUAUAGUUGUUAUUAUUAUUUCGUGAUUUUAAUCUUAACGCACACAAAUAAAUUAUUUCUUUGUAAAAUUUGUUCAUACUGGAUCGUGUCAGACCGAAUUUUCUAUUAAAGAAAGACUUUUGAAAAAAGGUAUUGCCGCUUUCAUAUCAAUAACUUGUUCAGUUUCGUAAUAAAGUGAUAUGAUAUCACAGAACAACCCUCCUUUUCGUUAAUGAAUAAGUUGUCUAAAACAUGAAAGAGGAAUAAAAUUUUGCCGAUUUUAAUCAUUUCAAUACCAGAUGAUGACCUCGCAGAGUAAGUGGUCAUGUGGUCUAGACUGCCCCAUUUUUCAUAAAUUAGACGACUAUAAAACUUCAGCUGCUCUUACAGAGUGACCAUUUUUUUUCAAUUUAUAAGACUAUAAAAUUUCAACUGCUGUUAUGACUUUUUUGGCCAACUUAUUUUUAGAUUAUGUUAGCGGGAAUAUAAUAAUGGAACUGUGACUUGAAAAAUUAUAUGUGUGCAAUCUCAUAACGUUAAUACAUGAAUGGUUCUUAGAAAACUAAAGGAAAAAGCUAGAAUUGAUAAUUCUUCAAUAAGCCGCAAUAUUUUUCCCUCUUCGAAUGUUGUUUAUGCGAUAUAUUUAAAAACUAUCUGUGAUAACAAUUAAGACGUACAAAAGCUAA